GUCAUAUUUGUAAUUGAUUACCGGGGCGGGCACGUGGAUGUCAAAGUCUGGCCGUAGCGGAUACCCUGUCCCUCAGUGGCCGGUUGAUGCUGCCGCUGUCGCCGCUCCUGUCGCCGCUUCUGCCGCUCCUGACGCGGACCCUGGCUCGUCUCGUCCCCCCGAUGUGAACCUCCACCUCCGCGCAGUCUGCCGCUGAUCGCCGCCGCUGCCACCGCUCGCCAUGUCGCGCAGAAAACAAGGCAAACCGCAGCACUUGAGCAAGAGGGACUUCUCCCCCGCAGAGCCAGUGUCCGGAGCUGUGGUUCCCGCUGAAGAGCUGCUGGACUCUGGGUUGAGUGGUCACCCUCCUCUAGGCUCUGUCCUGUCCCGCCUGGAGCCACCACCGACCCGCCCCGACCUGCUGAGCCGCCCCGACCUGCCGACCCGCCCCGACCUGCCGACCCGUCUCGACGUCCCCUCACCUGAACAGGACCUGCUCACCUGUGGACAGUGCCAGGCUACAUUCCCAUUGGCCGACAUAAUCCUCUUCAUCGACCAUAAAAGGAAGCGAUGCCGUGGUCCUUCCUGCCUAACCAUGGGUGGGCGGGGCCUGGACAAACCGCCGUCGCCGUCCCCUGCCCUGGCGCUCACCCCCUCGCCCGCGGUGCUGAGGGGGCGGCGGCCUGUGGAGGUGGGGGUCCAAGCCUCUCUCGCCGAAGGACACGAAGACAAGAUGGUGUCUCCCAGGGGAAUCUGCCCCAAACUGGAGCCGAUUCCAGGUAACUCCUCUCAUUCUGUCCUGUAUGUGCUGGUGUAUAACAUAAAACUCCUGGUGCAUUGUGGGGGAUGUAGGAAGACGGGGAAGGAGGAGCCGACCACCUACACCUGCACCACCUGUAAAGAGGCAUAUGGGAGUGCAUGGUUUCUCCUGCAGCACGCCCAGCACAGCCACGGAUUCCGGAUCUACCUGGACUCGGAAUUGGGCAGCCCUCUCACACCGCGCAUGGGGGGUCCCUCUUCUCUGGGCGGAGGAGCAGACUGUCCCUCCCAACCACCCCUCCAUGGCCUCCACCUGCCUCCAGACGCUAGCCCCUUCAACCUGCUCCGGAUCCCAGGCUCAGGCUCCGGGGGUAGGGACAGUGUCGGGACAGUUGGAGGCGGUAGCGUUGGCGCAGCGACAGGAGGGCAUCAUCAGCGAUUCCCUCCCACUCCUCCGCUCUUCAGCCCGCCUCCCAGAAACCACCUGGAGCCGCACCACCUGAGCCCAGAGGAGCUAGCUUUGGCUGCCCACCAUCCGAGUGCCUUCGAUCGGGUGCUGCGUCUCAAUCCUCCUAUGUCCCUAGACCCUCCCCCCUCCAUGGACUUUUCCAGACGGCUACGCGAGCUAGCAGGCAACAGCUCCGGGCCCUCUCCUCCGCUGUCCCCAAGCCGCCCCAGUCCAAUGCAGCGUCUACUCCAGCCUUUCCAAACAGGAGGUAACGGUGGAAACGUAACCGGAGCUAGCAAACCACCCUAUCUCGCAACACCACCACCUAUCCCAAACUCCAUGCAGUCUCCGGUGGGAUCGCAAACCACUCCAACCACGCCCGUACCAUCCUCUGGAGCUAGUAACUCUACUGGCACAAACAUGAAAACGAAAUGUUGUGAAUUCUGUGGAAAGUCGUUCAAAUUCCAAAGCAAUCUCAUUGUGCAUCGUCGAAGCCAUACGGGAGAGAAGCCGUACAAGUGCCACCUGUGUGACCACGCCUGUACACAAGCGAGCAAACUGAAACGCCACAUGAAGACGCACCUGCACAAGUCCUUGUCAUCUCCCAACACCGCCAAAUCUGAAGAUGGGUUGUCCACCGCAUCCUCACCAGAACCGGGGACCAGCGAACACAUGGCCAGCAACGCCCUAAAGUCCGUGGUGGCAAAACUGAAAAGCGAAAACGGACGGCUGCUUCGGGAAAAUGGAGAGGAGGAGGAGGAUGAAGAGGAGGAGGAAGAAGAGGAGGAGGAGGAAGAGGAGGAGGAGGAAGAAGAGGAGGAGGAAAUGGAGGUGACGCAAAAUGGUGACCGCUUGGAGAGACGCAACAACAGCUUCCACUUUAGCUUGAACCUCGACGGGAGGCCUCACGAGAAUAACGGGAGCGUUGGAAAUCGUUUGGAAGAGUCCGCUAUUCCACGGUCAUUGCCGGAAGUGAUGCAAGGGAUGGGGUUAGCUGCUAGCAUGCAGCACUUCAGCGAAGCUUUGAGUGCACACAAACGGAAUGCGCUCGCCCAAGAAAACCACUUAAACCACCAUCAUCUGAACCGUGACCAUCACCACCUCCUACAGAGAGACUUGUGCGAGGCCGAAUCUAUUUUGGAAAAUGAGCGUGGAGAUGAGAUGACAACGGUCAAUGGGCGAGGAGCAUCCCCAAAUGAGUCUGCUUCAGUUGGAAUCUCCAAGAAGCUGCUUUUGGGAAGUCCUAGCCCGCUCAGCCCCUUUUCCAAGCGCAUCAAACUGGAGAAAGAGUUCGACAUUCCCACUCCUACAAUUCCAAACACUGAAAACGUGUACUCACAGUGGCUGGCUGGAUAUGCUGCUUCACGACAACUCAAGGACCCUUUUCUAAACUUCGGGGACUCUAGACAAUCGCCAUUCGCUUCUUCGUCAGAGCAUUCAUCUGAAAAUGGCAGCCUGCGUUUCUCCACACCCCCGGGCGAGCUGGACGGAGGCUUGUCCGGCCGAAGUGGAACCGGAAGCGGCGGGAGCACGCCGCAUUUAGGGGGUCCCGGCAGGCCCAGCUCCAAGGAUGGGCGACGGAGCGAUACUUGUGAGUACUGUGGCAAAGUAUUCAAGAACUGCAGUAAUCUGACAGUACACCGCCGCAGCCACACGGGUGAGCGGCCGUACAAAUGUGAGCUGUGUAACUAUGCCUGCGCCCAGAGCUCCAAACUGACGCGACACAUGAAGACGCAUGGACAGGUGGGCAAGGACGUGUACAAGUGCGAAAUAUGCCAGAUGCCCUUCAGCGUCUACAGCACCUUGGAGAAACACAUGAAAAAGUGGCACAGCGAUCGGCCGCUCAGUACCGAGAUUAAGUCGGAAUAA
This is a messenger RNA of Periophthalmus magnuspinnatus, 3055 nucleotides long. Its product is annotated as B-cell lymphoma/leukemia 11A-like. The transcript is spliced from 4 exons. Bases 221 to 3055 code for a protein of 944 amino acids. Gene Ontology annotation, biological process: regulation of transcription by RNA polymerase II; negative regulation of dendrite development. Lineage: Eukaryota; Metazoa; Chordata; Actinopteri; Gobiiformes; Gobiidae. Gene Ontology annotation, molecular function: DNA-binding transcription factor activity; RNA polymerase II cis-regulatory region sequence-specific DNA binding. Gene Ontology annotation, cellular component: nucleus. The record is from RefSeq and is a predicted model, not a curated record.